Trematosphaeria pertusa is the source of this 1459-nucleotide messenger RNA. RefSeq lists its product as uncharacterized. NCBI's taxonomy places the organism in Eukaryota, Fungi, Ascomycota, Dothideomycetes, Pleosporales, Trematosphaeriaceae. Bases 224 to 1423 code for a protein of 399 amino acids. The record is from RefSeq and is a predicted model, not a curated record. The transcript has 4 exons.
GCUGGGUGAAAGCCGGGGUGUGACCUUAACGAGACAGUUGGCACGAGCUGGAGCCCGAUGUUUCACGUCGUUUUCAGCAAAUGGUUUCUAAGUGUAAAACAUUCACUAGUCGCCUAUUGGGCCGAGCUUGGAAGAUUCUGGAGUGGAACUGGCUGCAACUUAUUUUCCUCCGUCGCUACCAUGGGAACUCAACUUCUACCGCUGCUUCCAGCAAUCAACCAUCAUGGCGAGCUCGCAUGUUCUCGUCUUGAUCGACGGCCAUAGCCAUCCCUUCCUGAACAAGCAGCUGAAUUACGGCAAGAUGUCCGCAGCAACUCUCCUUCGUGAGGCCGUGGACGAGUUCUUGCCCACCGUCAGCCACGUUCCGAGCGAAUACCGACUUGUAGUCCGAAUCUACGCUGACCUAGCGUCUCUGAACUACGGCGCCGGAGCAAAUUCUCCUCCUACCGUAGAUGCUUCUAGUAGUAUCGCGUCACGCCCUCUCGCGUCCUUCGCGGCUGAGUUCUCGUGCCCUGAGCCCUUCUUCGACUUCACCGACGUGGGAAGCAGAGAGGCUGUGGAAUCCAAGAUCGAAGGGAUGUAUGCGGUAGCAGUUCAGGAUCCCGCCUGCAAGCAUAUCCUGCUUGGAGCAUGGGAAAAGCCGACAUAUAUCUCGAUGCUCCAGUUGCAUCGCGAGAACGCCGCGAAAGUGACGCUUAUUGAGACUAACAGGAUGGGUCCGGGCGUGAGCCUGCUGCUCUCAGAACGCCAUCUUCCAUACACGACUGCCACAUUUCCCAACGUUUUCCGCAGACCGUCCCAGAAGGACCGCGCUACAGCCCACCAUGCAGGUAUCGAGAGCGCUGAAGAAACCAUGAAAAUUAAGCAGGAGACUGGUUCGUUACGGCUGGAUAUUCGCUCCAUCUUCAGUGAGCUAUUCGCUACAACCACUGCACCUCAGCCGCUGCCCGCUGCCCGCCAGCCAACGCAAGUAGACAACCCACCUCGGUUUCGUCUCCCGCCCCAAGCCAAUCCGGGCUAUGUCCCUGUAAACAAGAAUGGCGAGCGGCUCGAUGUCUACAUGCGUCAACCCACGAAAGAACAAUUCGCCGCAUACCAAAGGCGUGUCGCACAAACUGGCAAGCCUUGCAACGAGUUCUACCUCCAUCCACCGUGCGAAAAUGAGAACUGUCCAUAUGAUCAUUCUCCUACAGAUGGCGAUAUACGCUAUGUGCAUAUAUGGAUCGUCAAGUCCACCCCGUGUACCGACGGAUCACGGUGCCGCCGCGCUAACUGUUCGUUCGGUCAUGUGUGUCAGAAGCAUGGAUGUAGGAAGAAUGUGGAUAAGGCAAGGGAGUGCAACAUGAAGGACUUCCAUGCUGUGGAUCCCGUGUAUGUGGAAUGGGUUCCAGAGGACGCGGGAUACGCGAUGAAGGCAUCCUGAGCUGGCCCCCAACUGGGGCUUUGGGACCUCCGCGCU